Porites evermanni is the source of this 4500-nucleotide messenger RNA. The record is from the annotation of a GenBank genome assembly. Lineage: Eukaryota; Metazoa; Cnidaria; Anthozoa; Scleractinia; Poritidae.
AUGGCACUAUCAGCCUUUAGUAAUCGAUCACUUCUCAAGUGUGCAGCAACCCUUUCGGGACGAGAUACUCAGUCAGAAAUGGAGACAGAAACAUCGUGUGAAGCGCAAGCAUUAACACUGGAAUGUUCACAACACAGACCAAGACUGUAUUACACUUAUUACUAAGGCUCUUCGAUACUCAAGAUCUCGCUGAAAAGAGCAGAUAGUAAGGCAAGGUAAGUUGUCCUGGCUCGCCUUUUCUCUAACUUUUUAAGCUUAAUUCCAACUUGUUUAUGACGAGUUCGAAUGACUGUCUCAAGUACUCAGUAACUAACAUUUCAGUGAGCAAUGAAACCAGCAUUAACCGUUUAAAGUAAAUUAUAACUAAACAUGUGUAUUUAUUUGGCAUAACCUUUCAAUACUAAACAAGCAACGAGACCAUGACGUUGAAGAUGAUAAUGUAAAAUCAUGUAAGGACUUUGGGGGUCUGAAGGAGUAGAAUUUCCUUGUUUUGUACUGGAAAAUAGGAGUUUGGUCACUGGUACUGGGAAUUACUAAAAGAAAAUAAUGGAAUUGAGAAAGGACAUCUGUAUAAAGUAAGCUUACAUGUAAUGUGAUACAAACAUUCUUAUGAAAAUUUUCACAGACUAUAGAAGAACUAAUAAACAGAAUAGAAAAGUGUUAACAAGUGUUGAAUUUGCAAGUAGGCAAAGAUAAUCUACGUAGUCUGGUUCUAUAUUUUCAUGCGUCAGUCAAUAACAAACCCAAGCUUCCCAAUUCCCCGGGCAGUCAUAGCGUCAUAAUUGGUGAAUAAUUUAACAGCAUGCAUGUAUUUUUUGAAGCAGGUACAAAAGUUUAUUUUUGAUUUUAAAUUACGUGGGUUUUAACUUAAAUGAACAGAGAAUGAAUAGACAUUUUCAUGAGUCUUUCAAUGCAUAGCUAAUGCAGACCAUGAUUGAAUUAGAAUGUAUUUUCAUGUAAGUGCCAACAUAGUUGUUAACAUCUUCACAGUUUCAUACCUUCAUCUGCAGUUCAAAGUAUGAUUCAUUUCAUAUAUUACCAUUAAUUUUAAUCUUCAUUGUGCACUGCUCCUAUGAAAUUAUAUUGUGGUUCUUGAGAGGAUACAGUGCAGCACAUACUGUCAGGAAAUUGAAUGCCUUACUUUUUGGGAAGCAAAGCACACAGUCAUGUUAGAAACCAGAAAUUGUUCUAUUUGCACCAUAGUUGUAUCGUCAGUAAAUCUAGGUUUAAAGGAAAAUAAAAUUUAAAGAAACAAGUUGUGAAAGAUAAGACUCUUAAGAGAGUCAUAGCAGUCAUAGCUGUUUUGGAUUCUCUUGUCUACAUACACCAUUAUUAAUCUGCAAAUACAACUGUCUCUCUUGUGAAAUGUCCCUGGUGGCAAGGAAAGAAAAUAGGCUGCUUUAUUUACAGGGUACACUGUACAUUAUUAUUAGGAGGCAUUGUUUUCAAGAUUGAGGAUAAGGGCUUUAAAUAGCAAAGUGGCUUCACUCCUGUUACAUUAACUAGGAACCUUGAAUGUUUCAUAUUAAAAAGGAAAAAAAAAUAUAUUAGGUAAAGUUUCAGGAAAAUUUAAAACUUUUGGGAAUAAGGUGCUUAUAUGUUUCUAUAUUUUCCCUGAAAGUCUUUGGUGGAGCUCAUGAGAAGGCUAGGAAUGUUUAUUGAUUUGGAACUUUAGUCCGGGACAGAUAGAAAUUUAGUUCGAACAUGUAAACCUUUGAUAUGACUUGUCCGUGGGACAAGCACAUUUUUAAUUAGAAAAAUAAAGAUAAGAAACAGUUGCCUUAAAUAUUCCAUUUAACUUUGCCAUUCCACUGCCAGUUGUUUCAUCCAUUUGCUUUUUUACAAGCUCUGUUGUAGGUUUAAUUCAAAAAUAAUAUACAAGGGUAAUAAUGUGAUUAAAUAAUGUGAUUAAAAACAUUAAAUGCCCGUUGCAAGCUAAACUUUUUGGACAAGAACUCUAGGUUUCGGACAACCAAAUUUAAUGUAUUGCUCGUGUGAAGGACAAGUGGAUAGGAAAAUUUCUCUCUUACCAGGGUGCAAAGAAAGUGAUUUUUAAAGCUUGCCAUUCGGGCAAGCUGAAGCUAGCAUAUACUAGCCCAAAUGUCAUUUCAACUAGCCCCCAAACCGUUUUGAUGAGCAGAAUUGAUUUCACAGUUCUUCUUUAAUUUGAAUUCCUCAAAAAAACUUCACUUGCCCAUCGAGCAAGUUAAGUUCAAAAUUCACUAGCUCGAUAGCAAAAUCCACUAGCCCCGGGCUAUCGGACACUACUUUCUUUGCGCACUGCUUACUCUCUAAUAAUAAUAAUAAUGUACAUCCAGUGGUUUUUCAUAGCACUUUACAACGAUAUUAAUGGAUGAUACUUUUAUAAAAAUGCAUACAUUAAAAUAAAAAAAGAUAUACAUUGUAAAACAUUGAACUCUAAUAAUAUAAUAAACCAUUGUUAAUAAAUUUAACAUAUAUAUAUGCUUCAGUCUCCCCGACUAGUAAGGCACUGUGCCUGAGUUAUAAGACAUGAGACUUAAAUAAAGUUCAUUACUAUUAUUAUUAUUAUUAUUAUUAUUAUUAUUAUUAUUAUUAUUAUUAUUAUUAUUAUUAUUAUUAUUAUUAUUAUAGGGUUUCCAUGUAGCAUUUUACCCUGAUUUUCACUCAACUGCAAGUAGGGUUCUAAAUGUAAAUAUUAUUGCCUUUAAGGAAAGCCUUUAACUCAUACUAGUCAAACAUUUUGAAUCUUUAACAGUCAGAUGAAUCUUAUUCAGUUGUGUGAAUUUGUGGACAUUGAAAUCAUUUGCUACUCAGGUUUUGCACUGUUAUUAGACCACUUGUGGAAAAUGCCUUAUCAUUUUUUUUCAAAUUUUUAGUCUUGGUUUGUGAAAAGAGGCAUUUGGGGAACCCUGUGUCAAGUAAAAUUGUGCUGAUUGUAGUAAUUUGGCCAUGAGUGUAGGAAAAAAUAUUAUUAAUUAGUAAUAGCAGGCGGUGUCCUCUGGCAACUUAGGGGGUGUUUACAUGACACCGGGGCAACUUUUGCCCCGGAGCGAGUUCACUCCGGUUCCCUCUCAUAGCUCUAUAAUUGUUUACAUGAUACCACCACAAAAUGUCAUGUAGGCGCGAGUCACCUCAGCGUGAGUUCACCCCGGUUCUUGUACCGGGGCGAGAAUUUCACUCUGGUACAAAAUCUCAUGGCAGUAUCAUGUAAAUGUGAAACGACCACCCGUUUCGGCAUGAAAUCGGUCUGCCGGUAGACUGGAAUGGGUAGCGCACGCGUAAUGUUUGCGAUUUUGAAUCACGCUUGUAUUUUAUCAACAUGAAGUGUACCUUCAAAUAACGAGAUAUGAAAUGACUCAGUCAUAAUGUAAACCCGAUACAAAAUCAAAAAGUCAUCCCGGUAUGAGACUCGCGCCGGUGUGAGUUUUCUCCUGUAAACACCCCCUUACUGUACAUGUACUUGUGCCUUUAGUGCACGAUUAAGUGUAUUAUCACUAGCCUACAAAUAAUCUGUGUAGUUUACUCAAAUAAUACUUGCUUUCUAUUUAUUCAGCAGAUCAGCCUGGUAUGGGAUGUUGGUGACAGAAAGUCCUCUCAAAGCAAACAGGAUUAAUACAUGUUAAUUACAAGCCUUAGUCUUGUAAAGUGGUUCCAGGGCUGUCACUAAGGGCCGUAAACCAGACUUUAAAUCGGCUACUUUGAGCCCAAUACUUGGCUGUUUUGAGAGGAAACGAAACUUUCCACAUUUUCAAUGUCCCGCUCACUAAUUUCACUUAAACCCUGCAACUUGCAAUCUUAGUGACAGCCUUGUGCAUCUAACCUUUACAUCAUCAGUUUAUGAAAAUGAUUUGUUAUUUGGAUUUUGUUGUUAAAUUUGACUGUAAACACUUCUGGGAGUGAAAGGGCUAAAUCAAGAAACCAUCAAUGUUAUACAUGUAUUAGGCUUUCAGUCUUUUUAUUUCUUAUCUAAAAUUGUUUAAGCUUUUAAUUUGAAUUAUGCUAAAUUAUACUAAAUAUUUUCAUUUUGGAAGAGACCAUUUUGACCCACCUUUACAUUAAUUUGUGUGUUAGAGUUGCUGUUUUUUAUCAAAAUUUAACUUCAUCAGUUUUCUUGUACACCCUGUACCUUACAUGUAAAUGCUAAUAAUUAUUUUAAACUAUAAAUCAUCUUAAUUUGGUAUAAUACUAAGUUAAGAUGAUUUUUUUGGAUAUUUUGAGAAGACUGUUUUGACCCAUUUGAAAAGUUUAUGUACACUGUAUCUUCUUAUUUAAACCUUACGUGUUGGAAAAAUUUUCGUUUUUUUUAAUUUUUAAUGUAAUGACAAAGAUGCUAACACAGAAAUAAAUCAUGUUAUAUUUAGAAAAUUCAGUUUUAGAGUAUCAGUGUGUUUUGUUUUUUAAAACCUUGUAAUAUCACUCUUUGCGGGACUAAACUUAAAGAAUGCGAUUCGUAUUUGCAGCUUUUGCAGUUACAACAAUGUAGCAUACCUGGCGAUUUUCAUGGGAUUUGAAAUGUAA